AUGCCUAUUGUGUAUGAAUAUGAUUCAGGUUCAACUACCUGUUUUUGGGUUCACCUGCGCUACAUGAAGCUGAGAAAUCAAACCCAGCUUUCAGAAUUCCUUCUCCUGGGAUUCUCAGAGGACCCAGCCCUGAAGCCCAUUAUAUUUCAGCUGUUCCUCUCCAUGCAUGUGCUCUGUGUCAUUGGGAACAUGCUCAUUGUCCUGGCCAUCCUCUCAGACCCACAACUCCACAUGCUUAUGUACUUCCUCCUCGGCAACCUGCCUUUAGUGAACGUCUGCUUCACUUCCACCAUCAUCCCCAAGAUGCUGGUGAACAUUCAGACACAGAGCAGAGCCAUCAGCUAUGCAGGCUGCAUCACACAGAUGUUCUUCUUCAUAAUCUUUGCAACAUUAGGUGACUUUCUCCUGGCUGUAAUGGCCUAUGACCAGUUUGUGGUCAUCUGUCACCCCCUGCACUACACUACCAUCAUGAACUCCUGGCUCUGUGUGCAACUGGUUCUGCUAUGCUGGGCCAUUGGUGUCUUGCAUUCCUUGUUAAACAGUUUAUUGGUGCUGAGGCUGAGCUUCUGCACACACCUGGAAAUCCCUCACUUUUUCUGUGAGUUGAAUCAGGUGAUCCACAGAGCCUGUUCUGACACCUUUCUCAAUGACCUCAUAAUGGAUCUUGCAGCUAUGCUUUUAGGGGUUGGUCACCUGUCUGGGAUCCUGUUCUCCUACUCUAAGAUCUCCUCCUCCAUCUGUACCAUCUCAUCAACUCAGGGCAGGUAUAAAGCCUUUUCCACCCAUGCCUCUCACCUCUUGACCAUCUCCCCAUUUUAUGGCACAACCCUGGGUGUGUACCUCAGUGCCAGUGCUGCCCCAAGUUCAGCCUUAACUGCAGCAGCCUCGGUGAUGUACACAGUGGUCACCUCCAUGCUGAACCCCUUCAUCUACAGCCUAAGGAACACAACUAUGAUUAAACACUUAAAUAUCGUGAUUAUUGAAAAACUAAAGGAAGAGACAACGGAGGCAGAGAAAUAUGACUAA
Ochotona princeps (American pika) is the source of this 1026-nucleotide messenger RNA. Its product is annotated as putative olfactory receptor 7A2. Gene Ontology annotation, cellular component: membrane. Gene Ontology annotation, biological process: G protein-coupled receptor signaling pathway. Gene Ontology annotation, molecular function: G protein-coupled receptor activity; olfactory receptor activity. NCBI's taxonomy places the organism in Eukaryota, Metazoa, Chordata, Mammalia, Lagomorpha, Ochotonidae. The record is from RefSeq and is a predicted model, not a curated record. The transcript is spliced from 2 exons. Bases 1 to 1026 code for a protein of 341 amino acids.